AUGCAAUCAACGAAGCUAAAUGGUUCGACCAAUACACAGAUAACAUCAAUAACAACAGGAACAACAACAACAACUACAACAGAAACAACAACAACAACAACAACAGAAACAACAACUACAACAACAACAACAACAACGACAACAACCACAACAACCACAACGGAAACAACGACAACAACAACCACAACAACAACAACGACAACAACAACAACAACCACAACAGAAACAACGACAACAACAACAACGACAACGACAACGACAACAACUACAACAGAAACAACAACUACAACAACUACGACAACAACAACAACAACGACAACAACGACAACAGAAACAACAACAACAACAACAACAACUACAACUACAACAGAAACAACAACCACAACAACUACAACAACAACAACAACAACGACAACAACUACAACAGAAACAACAACAACAACAACAACAACUACAACUACAACCGAAACAACAACCACAACAACUACAACAACAACAACAACAACGACAACAACCACAACAACCACAACGGAAACAACAACAACAACAACAACGACAACAACUACAACAGAAACAACAACAACUACAUCGACAACAACAACUACUACAGAAACAACAACAACGACAACAACUACAUCAACAACAACGACAACAACUACCUCAACAACAACAACAACUACAGAAACAACAACAACGACAACAACUACAUCAACAACAACAACAACUACAGAAACAACAACAACGGCAACAACAACAACAACAUCCACAACAACAACAACAACAUCAACAACAUCAACAACGACAACAACAACCACGACAACUACCACGACAACAACGACAUCAACAACAACAACGACAACAUCAACAACAACAACAACAACAUCCACAACAACGACAACAUCAACAACAACCACGAAAACAACAACAACAUCCACAACAACGACAACAUCAACAACAACCACGACAACACGUAAUUACCUUGACAGUAGUUCUACCAAGGGAAAAAGCGCGGAAUCCUGGAAUUCUAUGGAAUCCGAUAAAAUUCAACGGAAUCCAGCGGAGUCUUGGAAUCUCAGAGAAUCUUUAGGAAUCCUAUAG
Rotaria sp. Silwood2 is the source of this 1098-nucleotide messenger RNA. The record is from the annotation of a GenBank genome assembly. Lineage: Eukaryota; Metazoa; Rotifera; Eurotatoria; Philodinida; Philodinidae.